AUGCCUGGGGUAUAUGAUAGAUUUAACAAGGAUCUAUCAAAUGGUAUCAAAACUGUUGAUGCUGGGGAGGAAAUAACAGCAAUGAGGAUAAUCAAAACAGAUUUGCUAGAGAUUAAGAAACUGAUGGAGAUGCAUCGUCAGAACCAGAUAAAGAGAGAAGAGACAGAAGCUAAAAUAGCAAAAAUGAAAAAAUAUUACUACUCAGAGGAAGGAAUGGAGGCUGAGAAGGCUAAAUGGAGACAAAUUUAUUACUCAACCUUGAAGGAGAAGGAGAAAGUAGUCCAUGAAGAGGAGGAAGAGGAAUCAUUGGAAGUUGCUGAGUUGGAAUCAGAUGAUGAAGUUAAUGAGUGGAAAUCGGAACCUGUGAUGGAACCUCAGCUUCCACCACUGCUGUCGGCUCCACAACUUUCUCCACCACCUUCACCAUCGCUGUUUACACCAGCUCUAGGGUUCGAAAAGAGAAACGAGGCUACGAUGCUGUUCAUGGAAAGCCCUAAUCAGAGUGUCAGGAAGCUGGAAAUGCCUUUGUUCGACGAUCACAGACCACCAUUGCCGCCUCCGCCGCCCUAUCCUCCACUGCCGCUGCUGUCAAAUUUCACACUACUGCUGACACCACCGUCGUCGCCACUGCCAUCUCUAGUAACACCACCGCCUCUAGGAGGCAAGAACAGGAGCAAUAGUAAGAUCUUGAACAUAAGAAGCUCAAAUCGGGAAGUUAGGAAGCGGGAGAUCGCCUUGUUCGAUGGUUACAGACCUCCGCCGCUGCCAUUGACGUCUCCACCACCACUGCUUCUGCCAACCUCACCGUCGCAAAUUCAUCCAUGCCCUCCCCAGACGCUGUUGUCACCGCCACCGGCUCCACCACCAUUUUUGGAAUGUCAAUCAAAUGGUGAAGGAACGAUUGGAUUAACGUUGAACCAGAAAGAAUCGAAAGAAGCAAUGGAGCAGGCGAUGAACCCAAAGAGCAAACCACCACCGUUAUCACUACUGUUACCGCCAAAAAUUGAAACGAAGGGGGGAAGGAUGAAUUUGAUUUCAAACCAGGAAGAACCGGUUUGGAGUUGUCUUCGGAAGCAGAUGGCGCAUUCUUCUAGGAAAAGUGUUACUGCGGAAACAAAAGUGUUGGGCCUGCAUGAUCUGGACCAGAACGGGACAAUUAAAUUAGAGGAAAAACAAAGCCCACAUAUGAAUAUAUCGACAGUAGAAAUACGGGUAGCCCCACCACCAACGUCAGUUUCUUCAACUCUUACUGGACCUCGACUCAUCCUCCACAACGCCGAUCAAUCGCCAAUCCGGGAUGGCAACCUCGACGACAUCUCUCUAUGGCUCAAUAAUCAGUUUAUUCCGGCACAGAUCGUAUUGUUUCCAUCUGCAACUCAGUUAUUGGCUUUGUUUAUCAGGCGAGGUGUGAACUUGCUAUGGAAAACAAUGAGUGAUGGCAACGGGACUGACUCUUCUUAUUUCAACAACAUUGUGACAACCCGAUAUUUCAACUCUUGUAAUGACCUAAUAGGUCAAGUAUUGUAA
Messenger RNA from Lactuca saligna, 1527 nucleotides. NCBI's taxonomy places the organism in Eukaryota, Viridiplantae, Streptophyta, Magnoliopsida, Asterales, Asteraceae. The record is from the annotation of a GenBank genome assembly.